UCGUUUUACAGGGCAUAACACAUGUUUUGUAUUAUUGAUCAAUUUCAGGAUAUGAAUUAACAGAAAACCAACGAAAAUACCGACAUAAACGAUAUGGCUGAGGGUGGAGUAGUGACGGACAGCAAUGAGCAACAAAGUGGACCAGACACCGCCCCGAUAACUUUUAAAGAUUUGAUUCCAGACGCAGGGGUACCACGACUCCCAGACGCACCUUUUGGCCUUGGCAAGAGACGGACCCUGAGUGACCUACAAAGGAAGGAGUAUGUGUUUUUGGUACUGGCUGCCCUGUCUCUGACAGCCACACUCGUACUGACCAUAUGGAAGCUUGCUACUUUAUCUAAAACUUCCAAUGAUUUCUCUUUUGCCUUAGUGUUACUUCUAAGUACACUAUUUUGUGUAUGGUACGUGGUAGAAGGUGUGUGGAUGGAGAGGCCUUAUGAAAUCUUUGUUCUGUCACUGUCUACCUGUAUUGUCUGGUUGUAUAUUAUCCUGAACUUUGCCCUUGGUAAAAGGGAUGUUGUCAAAAUGGUCCGACUUAUUGUUACUUCAGUGCUCAGCCCUUUUAUCAUAGUGUUCGCCAUCCUUAUAGCCAAACACUACUUUGAUUCCGGACGUUUGAUUUUCCGCACUGUGGGAGCUCAGAGUUUGAUGCAACGAAUGUGUUGGACUUUGUUUGGCUUCUUUGGAUGGUUAAAAUUUGAUCUACAGCUUAGUCUCUCCAUGGUGAUUCUGAUCUUGACCACUGGUCAGACGCUUCAUGAGCUGGAACUGGUCAUAAUCAUUGUUGGCAUUAUUGUCGUCUUGGGAUGUGCUGUGCUUGGAUAUCUUGGGGUGCGGAAUGAAAACCAGAUUUUAUCUAUCAUAUUUUCCUGUACCCUUAUCCUUCAGCCAAGCUACAUUAUCUACAAAAUUGUAGAGUCAGUCUCUAAGUUCAGUCCGUCCACAGAUAACCUUGCUUUGCCCACCAUUGUUUGUGGUACAGUUGCAUUAUUUACCAGAUGUGUCAUGAUCACCUACUUUGUAAAGUCAUGGCUGAAUUACGGAAAAGGAUUGAAACAAAAAGUAUUUGCUGGAAAUCAAACAGACGAGGAAGUCAACCGAAACAAUGAAACUGUACAAGCUUAAGCAAUGGUGGAUGAAAAAAAAAAGUUGCUUGACUUAUCAAACUGUCUGCAUUCCAAUUAAUCAGAAUUUUUUUUUUUUUUUUUUUAAUUUUUGAGGGAAGUCGUUGUGCUCAAACGAUAAACAGUAAUUAUUACAGGUACAAAGUCCCUCAUCGGUACACAGCUGUUGCCUGUUGUACAGAAGUAUAUGGUUUCUGUAUUUUACUACAAGUUAGCGUUUCUUUGUUAAGUUUUAUCCUGUGUUAUAUUUUUAAUCUGUUGAAUGUCUGUGAUUGUGCUAAUUUGAUUUUGGAACUGAUCAUGAAGACCAAAUGGCAGCCACCAUCUGGGAUGUAACAGUUAAAGAUUAAUAUUACCAUUUCAUAUUGUGAUUUUAAAUUUUCUACAACAAAUAGAAAAUACCAAGAAAAGACCUCAAGAGAAAUUAUCAAUCUCGUUAAGACCAAAUAAAGCGCAAACAAUGAUGGGCACCAAAAUUUCUUUGGGGUCUAUUUUUGGUAUGACUAACAGUUGAAAAUUUAAAUUGUAUCAGAAUUUCUAUGUCUUUGCCAUGAAAUAGCAGGGACAUAUAGUGUUGUCCCUGACUAUCAUUCCAUGACGAUUUUAGAUCCCACUGAUUUAUCCCAAUGGAUGGAGAUAUUGAAUUAUAAAUUGUAAUUUUAUUAUCUGAUCCUUUAAUUUAUAUGUUGAUGUGUUUUGUUUUAAUCAAGAUUUUUCUUACUGUUUGCUUCAAUUCAUGAUAUGGUUAUACGUUUAUAUACAGAAUUCUUGCAAUUAUUGAAGUUUAAAUAAUUUCCAGUUAUACGUUUUUAUCUAUCAUAUAUAAAUGUACAGGGUGCUUUUGAAAUGAGAUUUGACAUUGUUAGACCAGGCAUUUUAAAGUUAUUAUUUAACUUUUUACUCCGUUUAAGGGUAACAGCAUUUUGUUUUACAAAACCAUAAUGAAAAAAUAUAUGCGGCCAUUUAUAUAUGGUUUUUAACAAUUCCAAAUCUCUUCAGUUACUUAUAACAGCAAAGACCUACAAAUCAGGUCUUUGUUGGAUAUCAGUGAAAUGAUGUCAUAAUCAGUUGUUAAAUUACUCAAAUAUAGAAGAAUAUCAUGUGACCUUGCUUUGACUGCAUCAUAUGGACAGAGAAUGUCUCAUAUAUGUUUAACAUUGGGACAAUUCAUUUUCAGACGUAUUCUGUGUUAGAACAUAUUAAAGUUAAGGCAUUAAUCCUACUGUUUACAAAAAGAGACUUCACAGAUCAUAUUUUUUUUUACCGAGAGUCAUGAGCUAUUUUAAAGCUCUAAUAUAAGUUAAUGAGGUAUUCGAAAAUGCCUGCAAUCACACACUUUGCUUUUUAGCCCAUUAUCAUAUCAGAUGGUGUAUACAAAAUUGCUCUACUAACUUGUCCAUCGUCGGUUCAUAUACAGUUUUUGUUAUUGCUAUUUCUUGAGAAGUACCAGAUGGAUCUUUUCUCAAAUUUCAUAUUUAUGUUCUCCUUGAACCCUAUUUUUGACCAUUUGAUUUUGGGUCUGAUCAGAAACACAAAAUGGCUGACAGGUGACCAUCAUGAAUUUUGACUUUGGAAGUUUGUUAUCUCUGUUUCUUGAGAACUACAGCAUAAAAAUAAAAAUUUGUUUAGGACCAAAUCUUGGAUCUGGCAAUUGAAAAUUAUUAUCGCUAUUUCUGCAAAGGAAUGUUCAAAUUUAUUAUCAUUACGAGCAGAAACAGAAAAAAGGGAAAACAAGAAGGGACAAGAUUGAACUUUCCAAGAGCAAAUAUAGAUCAAACAAUUAUGGGCUGCAAGAUCCCUCGGGGAGCUCUUGUUGAACAACAGUUUGAAAAAUUUGAUUUGUGUUUUUGAGAAAUUUUUUAAAAUGUGUCCUAUGUCCUUUAAGGUCACUAAAAGCUGUCAACUUUAUUUUGAAAUCUUUUGUUUAGAUCGCCACCUAAUCGUUGAUAUUUUUCUUUAAUCUUUUCGAUUAGUAGACUCUCCUCCACUU
Ylistrum balloti is the source of this 3114-nucleotide messenger RNA. RefSeq lists its product as uncharacterized. Bases 94 to 1125 code for a protein of 343 amino acids. NCBI's taxonomy places the organism in Eukaryota, Metazoa, Mollusca, Bivalvia, Pectinida, Pectinidae. The record is from RefSeq and is a predicted model, not a curated record. The transcript is spliced from 8 exons.